Messenger RNA from Paraphaeosphaeria sporulosa, 834 nucleotides. RefSeq lists its product as uncharacterized. Gene Ontology annotation, biological process: regulation of transcription by RNA polymerase II. Gene Ontology annotation, molecular function: DNA-binding transcription factor activity, RNA polymerase II-specific; RNA polymerase II transcription regulatory region sequence-specific DNA binding. Bases 56 to 757 code for a protein of 233 amino acids. The transcript has 3 exons. The record is from RefSeq and is a predicted model, not a curated record. Lineage: Eukaryota; Fungi; Ascomycota; Dothideomycetes; Pleosporales; Didymosphaeriaceae. Gene Ontology annotation, cellular component: nucleus.
GACAAACCUCUCAACCAUAUCUCUAGCAAACUUAACAAGGCCUCUUCCCGCGCUGAUGGGGAAGACGUACUGUUCUCGAUGCAACCGGGAUUUCCCCUCGCCACGGGCAUUACAACAGCACCUUGAUGAUGCCUCUAAUCAUUAUCGCUGCGAAGUUUGUGGGUAUGAUGCUUCGACCUGGGAUAAAUGGCUUAAACACCACCUGAAGACAAAGCACCGAGUUGUGUGCCAGGGCUGUAACGAUGGAGAAGGAUCGACCUGGGUUGCUGGGUCGCAGGAGUACCUCGCUCAUUUGGAAGAAGAGAACGUUUGUCGGACCUGCGAGGAGCAUUUCCAAAACCCGAGCAAUCUCAAUCACCAUAAAAUGGUGCACCUAGACCUAUCGAUAGAAUGCUAUGGUUGCUACCGGAAAUUCACCACCUAUCCUGCGAUGAUCUUACACUUGGAGUCCGGUACAUGCCCCUCUAACAUUGACAUCAUCGAGUUGAACGAGUCUGCUGCCAUGUGUUAUCAAUGGGGCGCAUAUGUUGAUAGAGAUUUCCGGACCGAACUACUUAAUCGCGAUGAUCUACAAUCGGAGUAUAGUGGGCCGGUGUAUCCAUUCAGGUGUCCCGUAUGCGACGUAGGAUUCACGAAAUUGUCGGGUCUAUUCCAACACGUAUACAGCAAGUCGUGCGAUCAGGGUCUGUACGAUGGCACGAUGGCCAAGUUGAUCAAAUGGUUGGGAAAUCGGCACGAUAUUGACGAAGAUCAGUAGGAUUGCGACAGUGAAUGUAAUACUUGUUCGAUUACAGGUGAAGUGAAAUCUCGAUAUAAUGGCCCAGCAAGUCGUGG